GCUUCCUGUAUAAAUAAGUAUAGCUUUCCCACAGCUCUUGCAUUUGUGUGGCAACAUGUGCUUUAAAAGAUAAUGGUAACAUGCUUCUAAUAACAGGGAGGAGAUUAUUUCUCGUAGGGACGAGAGGAGGGGAGAUGAGUGCACUUUCAAGCCUAUAACGUGUAAAGCUUUCCCAUGCAGCAAGAAAGAGAGACGGAAGGAAAGAAAGGUAGAAAUGAAAUGGUUUUAUUUUUCAGUCUCUGAGCUCUUGCUGGCUGUGACAUGUCUUGGAAUACUGAAAUGUGAGUGAAGCUGUUGAAAAGUCCGGUAUCUAAGAGGAAAUCCUUCUCUCCUUUUAAUUGCUGGAUGUGUUUAAAUUGAUGUCCUCUGCUACUAAGAUCUGCCUCGGCACCAUGUCAGCUGGAAUAGCAGAAGCUGGGGAAUUACCCUUGGAGUCCUUGGUCACUUGCAAACUGUGCCUAUCUGAAUAUUCACUGGAUAAGAUGACUGCUCUUCAGGAUUGCAGCUGCAUCUUUUGUACCUCAUGUCUAAAACAAUAUAUGCAAUUGGCCAUCCGUGAAGGGUGUGGUUCUCCCAUCUCUUGUCCAGACAUGGUGUGCUUAGGCCAUGGAAUGCUGCAAGAAACAGAGAUAUCCAGCUUGGUGCCUGAGGACCAAUUUCAGUUAUACCAGCAGUUGAAAUUUGAAAGAGAAGUGCAUUUGGAUCCACUGAGAACCUGGUGUCCCUCUGCUAACUGUCAGACUGUGUGCCAAAUUGAACCGAGUGAAUCUGGAUUACCAGUGCCUAUAAAAUGUCAGAGGUGUUACUUGACAUUUUGUUCAUCAUGCAAAGAGCCUUGGCAUGUGGAGGGAUCAUGCUCAGAAAGCCAUUUCGUGGGGGUUGCCAGCGAGCAAGGAACACUUAUUAAAAACAGCUCAGAAGCUCCAAUUAAACAAUGCCCAGUUUGUCGGAUCCAUAUUGAGCGGAACGAAGGCUGUGCUCAAAUGAUGUGUAAAAAUUGCAAGCACACAUUUUGCUGGUACUGCCUACAAAAUUUGGAUAAUGACAUCUUCUUAAGACACUAUGACAAAGGGCCCUGUCGAAAUAAACUGGGCCAUUCACGAGCCUCAGUUAUGUGGAAUAGAACACAGGUUGUUGGCAUUCUAGUGGGCCUGGGAAUCAUUGCCCUGGUAACAUCUCCCUUACUGCUCUUAGCCUCACCGUGCAUCAUUUGUUGUGUCUGCAAAUCCUGCCAAACCAAGAAAAAGAAGCAUGACCCACCACCAACAUAAUAUUUUCUGCCCAUGUUGGACAUAAAUGUCUAUCAUGUUUGUCAGGGAGAAGACUAAUGGUUGACGUCUUGCAUUGUGCUUCACCAACCAGUUCUCCUUUACUUUGCCAACUUCUGUAAAAAGUGCCUACUGGUUCGCAGGAUACCACUUUAUUUGCACGCUAUAGUUCGGGGCAGGGAGAGUGGCUAUUUGCUGUCAUCUGGGUUCAGCUCUGUUUUUUCAUUUUUUAAUGGAGCUGGGCUUGUAAGAUGUUUUUAAAGUUUUUCAAAAUGACUGCUUUGUUUAAAGUGGCAGAUGAAGCUGCAGUUGUUCACCAGAUUCUGAAUGAGUAUUGAUUUUCCCAACAACUUGAUACUGUAUCUCCUGAAGCAGCCAUACAGUUGAAUAAGAAAAUAAAAUGUGUAAUUCAACUCUUUUUAAAGAAAAUGUUGAUUACUUUAAAUGUUAGAUUUCUAGUGCAGACUUAAUGACAGUUUAAAAAACAAACAAAAAACAA
Molecule: messenger RNA, 1767 nt
Organism: Python bivittatus (Burmese python)
Lineage: Eukaryota; Metazoa; Chordata; Lepidosauria; Squamata; Pythonidae
Gene: RNF144B
Product: ring finger protein 144B
Biological process (GO): protein ubiquitination
Molecular function (GO): ubiquitin-protein transferase activity; zinc ion binding
Source: RefSeq, a predicted model, not a curated record